CCAAAAAAUCUAAGGUUUGUUAGCCUCUUUUUACAUUUCAGGUAUAUUCAGUUUACUAAUGUGAAGAUACAAAAAACUUGAAGAAGGAUUAUGGCUAUGGCAUCGACGGAGAGAGUGAUUCUUGGUUCAAUCGCUUUUGCAAUAUUUUGGAUAUUGGCAGUUUUUCCUGCUGUCCCAUUUAUGCCUAUUGGAAGGACUGCAGGAUCACUACUUGGUGCUAAUCUAAUCGUAAUAUUUCGAGUAUUGACACCAGAUGAAGCAUAUGCUGCUAUUGAUCUUCCAAUUUUAGGACUUCUCUUUGGAACAAUGGUUGUGAGUAUUUAUUUAGAAAGAGCUGAUAUGUUUAAGUACUUGGGAAAAUUAUUGGCUUGGAAAAGCAGGGGAGCUAAGGAUUUACUCUGUAGAAUCUGUUUGGUUUCUGCAAUUUCAAGUGCUUUUUUCACUAAUGAUACUAGUUGUGUUGUGUUAACUGAAUUUGUGCUGAAAAUUGCUAGGCAACAAAAUCUCCCACCUCAUCCGUUCCUUUUAGCUCUCGCGUCUAGUGCAAAUAUUGGAUCUGCAGCAACUCCUAUUGGGAAUCCUCAGAACUAAGUUAUAGCAAUAUUGAGCAAGAUCACGUUCGGGAGGUUUUUAUUUGGUAUAUUUCCUGCAAUGUUUGUUGGAGUUGUUGUUAAUACUGUAUUGUUGCUUUGCAUGUAUUGGAAUGUGUUGUCUGUUCAGAAGGAUGUCGAAAAUGCUGAAGUAGAAUUAGUUUUGGAUGAAGAAGUAGUCUCUCAUCGUUUUGCGCCAGCAACGAUGUCACAUGUUGUUAAUUCGUUACAUUCUCAAGAUCAGUUUAGUGGAAACGAAAUCAUGAAGGAUCCAAACGGGGUGUUUGAUUCUUCUAGGAAUUUUAAUGCCUCGAGAGAAGCAGCAAAUGAUCAUGGAUCACUUCAAAUGAGGGACAAGAAUGUAUCUUUGAAGAUUGUCGAUGAAUGUGAAGAUCAAAACUUCACAUCUUGUGAGGAAAAGCAGUUUUCCGAAAAAUGGAGAAGAUUGUUAUGGAAAAUAUGUGUUUAUCUUGUUACAAUUGGGAUGUUAAUAUCUUUAUUGAUGGGUUUGAAUAUGUCAUGGACUGCCAUCACAGCAGCACUUGCUCUUGUGGUUGUUGAUUUCAAAGAUGCUAGAGAAUGCUUAGAAAAGGUAUCGUAUUCGCUGUUGAUAUUCUUCUGUGGUAUGUUUAUCACAGUAGAUGGAUUUAACAGAACAGGGAUUCCAAGUGCUUUCUGGGAUUUUAUGGAACCAUAUGCCAAGAUAGAUCAUGCUGAUGGUGUAGCAGUUCUUGCUGUUGUCAUACUUGUCCUCUCAAAUUUGGCUUCUAAUGUGCCUACCGUUCUAUUGCUGGGAGUUCGGGUAGGUGCAUCAGCUGCUGCUAUAUCUGCAGCAAGUGAGAAGAAAGCAUGGCUCAUCUUAGCCUGGGUUAGUACUGUGGCUGGCAACCUUUCACUAUUAGGGUCAGCAGCAAACUUGAUAGUAUGUGAACAAGCUCGUCGCGCUCAACCUUCGGGGUACAAUCUCUCAUUCUGGACUCAUCUCAAAUUUGGAGUUCCCUCUACUAUAAUUGUUAUAGCUAUUGGUUUGACACUCAUAGGAGAUUGAAAUUAAGUUUGUAUUAAUAGCUUCACAAUGAUUGUCGAUAGGAGUUAGUUUACCUUGUGUAUUCUGUUCUCACCAACCACAUGUUGUAAACAAGUGCAGCU
Molecule: messenger RNA, 1739 nt
Organism: Solanum verrucosum
Lineage: Eukaryota; Viridiplantae; Streptophyta; Magnoliopsida; Solanales; Solanaceae
Product: silicon efflux transporter LSI2-like
Exons: 3
Biological process (GO): transmembrane transport
Cellular component (GO): membrane
Source: RefSeq, a predicted model, not a curated record